AUGAAGCUCCUUGUCGCGUUCGUCCUGGUGGGUCUGGUUGCUGGUGGGGUCAUACACGGUCCUACUGAAUCUGUAGUGGAAAAUGACUACCAUAAUAAGAUCGGUAUACCGUUGGCGGCUCGCUUGAAGGCGGCUGAAGAGGCUUUGGACUUCGAUGGCACGAGGAUAGUAGGCGGUGGCCAUGCCUCUCUUGGACAGUACCGUUAUACUGGUGGCUUGGUCAUCACCAUGACCACUGGCGGUACCUCCGUCUGCGGCUCCUCUCUCCUCUCCAACACCCGCGGUAUCACCGCCGCCCACUGCUGGCGCACGCAGUUUUCCCAAGCUCGUUCCUUCACUGUCGUCUAUGGCUCCCUUCUUCUCUUCUCCGGCGGCACCAGAGUCACCACCACCGAUGUUGAGAUGCACGCCAACUAUAACAUGAACACGCUUGUCAAUGAUAUCGCGAUCAUCAGGCUUCCCUGGGUUACCUUUACCAAUAAUAUCCAGCCUAUCCCCAUUGCCACGGGCACCGCCAACUUCGCUGGCACCUGGGCCUGGGCAUCCGGCUGGGGCCUGACUUGCGAUGGCUGCUCUCUCCCAACCAGCCAAGUCCUGUCCCACGUGCAGGUGCAAGUCAUCACCAACGCCGUGUGCGCCAGCACCUACGGCACUGCAACCGUUGUUGAUUCCACUAUCUGUGUUGACACCACCGGCGGCCGCGGGACGUGCAGCGGAGAUUCUGGCGGGCCUCUGGCUAACGCCGCUAAUAAUCAGCUGAUCGGUGUGACCUCCUUCGGUCACCGUGACGGCUGCCAGCGCGGCCAUCCCGCUGGUUACAUGAGGGUCACAGCCUAUGCCUCCUGGAUUCAGGCUCGUUUGUAA
Cydia splendana is the source of this 864-nucleotide messenger RNA. RefSeq names its product collagenase-like. Bases 1 to 864 code for a protein of 287 amino acids. The record is from RefSeq and is a predicted model, not a curated record. The transcript has 5 exons. Lineage: Eukaryota; Metazoa; Arthropoda; Insecta; Lepidoptera; Tortricidae. Gene Ontology annotation, biological process: proteolysis. Gene Ontology annotation, molecular function: serine-type endopeptidase activity.